Dichomitus squalens LYAD-421 SS1 is the source of this 564-nucleotide messenger RNA. RefSeq lists its product as uncharacterized. The transcript has 3 exons. The record is from RefSeq and is a predicted model, not a curated record. NCBI's taxonomy places the organism in Eukaryota, Fungi, Basidiomycota, Agaricomycetes, Polyporales, Polyporaceae. The coding region runs from base 1 to 564 and encodes 187 amino acids.
AUGCAGCAGCAACCGUUCUAUCCGUCGAGUCUCCCCAGCUUCCCUUCUCUGAACUUCGACGUCUCAGGAGGCUUGGGUUUGCCUCCGUCGUUUUCGUCACAGGUGUCUCUGGGUGCGCAAGGCGGUGGGCUGCAAGGCGCAGACCUCAAUUCGCCGGAGGUGUUCAAACAGAACAUCCAGCUCGCCCAGGCGCAUGUUGCUCGCGUCCAGGGACUCGCACGUAGUGCACUAGCCGGCAUCGAGCAUGCCUAUCAUCAUGGGACGAGUCCCGUACAGACGGCAGCCGACAUCGCCACGCUGAAGCAGGCGCUGCUAGCACUCGUCGAGCACCUUCGCCAGUCGGGAGUUGGGGCUCUCCCACUCGACGCGCCGCCGAUACCAGACUCGCGCUCGGACGACGAGCUCGCGAGCGAGGCGAGCAAGGCGGUGCAGGUCCUGUACGAGAGGCAGAAGAGGAUACAGGAUGGCGCAAGCGUCGUGGUGGGCCUCUUGAGUAUGGGGGCGGGUGUGGGCGAGCAGCAGAGUUCUCAGGGGUCUAUCGCGCGGAGACAAGGACGCAUCUAA